Drosophila elegans is the source of this 1074-nucleotide messenger RNA. Its product is annotated as neurofilament heavy polypeptide. Bases 108 to 983 code for a protein of 291 amino acids. The record is from RefSeq and is a predicted model, not a curated record. Lineage: Eukaryota; Metazoa; Arthropoda; Insecta; Diptera; Drosophilidae. The transcript is spliced from 2 exons.
CAGCCAGAGCCAACAAAGUGGAGAAGUCUCCGAUCCCCGGGGCUCAUAAAAUGGGUUCGGCGCGAUGAUGGGAGCAGCAGUUUGGGAGAAGUUUUCGAGCGGUCAACAUGAAGUCGGUUAUUAUUCUUUUGGCGUUAGUGGCCUUUUGCCAAGCGGCACCUUUGGACGUCAAGGAGUCAUCCUCUGAAGCUCUCCCUAGACCCAGUCCCAUUAGUCCCGAUGUGAUCAGUGAUCCCAAGCCCCCGGCAAAGGUCGUCCUGCUGAAGGAUGCACCCGUCCUGAAUCGCGAGAAGCGUAAUGAGCCCAAGAAACCCGACAGUGAAGCUCCUGAGCACAAUGAUGAUGAUGAGAAGCCCAUUCCACUAACCUCAAAACCUCUGGAGAGCCACCACGAGGAUCACCACAGCAAGCACAGGCGGGAGGCUCAUCACGAGGAGGGUCACAAGGAGGAGCCCCAGAAGGAGGAGGUGAAGGAUGCUCCCGAGGUGCCCGAGCCCAAGAAGGAAAAGCGGGAGGCUCACCACGAGGAGGGUCACAAGGAUGAGGAUAAGCCGCAGGUGGAGGACCUUUCACUGCCACAUGCUUUGCCCACGGAUGCCCACACCGCCGAGCUGCCCAAAAAGCAGGAGAAACGCGAGACUGUGGAGAAACCCGCCAGCGUGAAGGCCCGUGAGUCCAUCCAGCACAAUCCCCAGCACUCCGAGGAUCUGCACAAGGCCAUUGAGUCACUGGCCGCAGGAAAGGCCACCGAGCAGCGUCAUCAGCGCGAUAUUCCCGUGCCCACCCAAACCAAGGCCACCGCCGAACCUGCUGCCGCACCAGCAAAAUCUGAAGCCGGAAGCACCACGCCCUCAUCGCCCCACCAUCUGAACAUCCCACAUCCCAUUCCGGUGGCCGAACUCUUCGAGAAGAAUAAGCAUUCGGAGAAGAGCUCCUCCAGUUCCGAGGAAAGCAAGGAGAGCAAGGAGAAAGUCAAGGCCUAAACUUAAGAUACCGAACUUGCUAAUUGAACCAUCACGAGAUUUGUUGUAACUGAACUAAAUAAACAAAAAUAUUUACAUGCUUAUAUAAAAA